Fopius arisanus is the source of this 2582-nucleotide messenger RNA. RefSeq names its product protein coronin (gene coro). The transcript has 6 exons. Gene Ontology annotation, molecular function: actin filament binding. The coding region runs from base 421 to 1896 and encodes 491 amino acids. Gene Ontology annotation, biological process: actin filament organization. The record is from RefSeq and is a predicted model, not a curated record. NCBI's taxonomy places the organism in Eukaryota, Metazoa, Arthropoda, Insecta, Hymenoptera, Braconidae.
AUUGAGGGCAAAAUAGUCUAGUGUAGAUGUACAUAUUUGUAUAUUUCCAUAGUUUGAGAGGGAAGUGCGAGUUUGGGUAAUGAUUGGGAAAAAUAUUGGUGGAUUGAGUGAGUGUUGAGGUUUAAGUUGGGUGGUAGAUUCGUGUAUAUAUCGUGCUUGUCCAACGCUCUCAACUUUUUGUCGCGGUAAGGGGUGGGGUAAAAGCGUGGUCUAUUUAUAAAUUAUAAAAUAAAAUCGGGGGGAUGAUCCACGCGACGCCCACGCCUUCCACUCGCCACGUAACAUUUAUUUAUUGAGAAAAAAAAGGAAUUUUGGCUUUGGGGAUGAUUCCUUUGUAGUUGAACCAGGGGAACCUGCUGUUAUUCGGUUUUCGUCCCUCCAAAAGUGUGUAGUGAUAUUUUAAUUCGACAUUGAGCAAUUAUGUCGUUUCGUGUUGUGCGCAGCAGCAAAUUCCGCCACGUGUACGGUACAGCAUUGAAACGUGAACAAUGUUACGACAACAUUCGUGUUUCCAAGUCGUCCUGGGACUCCACCUUUUGCGCUGUCAAUCCAAAGUUCCUGGCUAUUAUCGUUGAGUCAGCUGGCGGUGGUGCUUUUAUCGUUUUACCACACAAUAAGGUGGGCCGGAUAUCAGCUGAUCAUCCCCUGGUUGGUGGUCAUAAGGGUCCAGUGCUGGACAUAGCAUGGUGUCCACACAACGACAACGUCAUAGCCUCUGGCUCCGAGGAUUGUGUUGUCAAAGUAUGGCAAAUACCCGACAGUGGAAUAUCCCGUACACUGACAGAACCAGUGGUAGAUCUGCAACUGCAUCAGCGACGAGUCGGUCUUGUCUUGUGGCAUCCUACUGCCCUCAAUAUCUUAUUGACCGCUGGCUCGGACAACCUGGUUAUAGUCUGGAACGUGGGGACCGGUGAGCCCCUGGUCAAAAUGAGCUGUCAUCCUGACGUUGUUUACUCGGCGUGUUGGAAUUGGGACGGCUCCAGGCUCGUUACCACGUGUAAGGACAAGAAAAUCAGGAUACUCGAUCCGAGGUCUGGGGAAGUUCUGCAGGAGGAUGUUGCUCAUGAGGGGAGCAAGGCUACAAGGGCUAUUUAUCUCAGGGGUGGAUUAAUAUUCACGACUGGCUUCAGCAAAAUGUCGGAACGUCAAUACUCCUUGCGUGCACCCGACAUGCUUGGUGAGCCAAUUGUUAUGGUUGAAUUGGACACUAGCAAUGGUGUUAUGUUUCCACUUUACGAUCCUGACACGAGUCUCGUUUAUCUAUGCGGUAAAGGUGACUCUGUGAUACGUUACUUCGAGAUAACACCGGAACCACCGUUUGUUCAUUAUAUUAAUACAUUUCAAACGCCGGACCCCCAAAGAGGAAUAGGAAUGAUGCCAAAACGUGGCUGUGACGUUAAUAGUUGUGAAAUCAGUAGAUUUUACCGCUUAAACAAUUCUGGUUUUUGCCAGGUCAUUUCGAUGACUGUACCUAGAAAGUCCGAACUCUUCCAAGAGGAUCUCUAUCCCGAUACCCCCGGCCAUACAGCUGCAAUAUCCGCUGAAGAGUGGAUAAGUGGUACUGACGCCGAACCUCUCCUCAUUUCUCUGAGAGAUGGUUAUCAACCUGCUACCUCCAAAAAUGAACUAAAAGUUACGAAAAAGGCCAAUGUACUUGGCAAAGGUGCCAAAGUAGGUGCGAAUGCACAAAAUGCAUCGCUAAAUUCAGGAAUAUCCGAUGAUAUUAUCAAAGAGUUUGCCGAGGAAAUACGUAAAUUGAAGGCAGUGAUAGUUAAACACGAAGGGAGAAUUCGUGUGCUUGAGUCAGCCGUGGCGCUACAAAUGAAAGAAGAAGAGAGAAAUGAGAAAUCGGCGACAACUGACGACAAAGAGUAUCUUGCAUCCGAUGAAGUCUAAUUGAACAAAAAAAAGAGAUAUUGCACCCUAUGACAGAAACAACAAAUAUAUACAAAUGGUAUUUUUGUAAUUGAACAACAUAAACAGAAUUUGUUUUAUAGAAGUGAGAAACAAGAAAGAAGACACUAAACAAAAUGUUGAAAGAUCGUAUUAUAUUUUGAUAUUGAGAAAUGACAGAGAAAGAAAAAAGUAAUUUGUGUAAAUAUUAGAAUACUAGAGUCGCCUUUAAUUCAGAAAUCAUUUUGCUACGAUCUUUGUUAUUUAUUGUAAUUUGUAAAUUCAAGCAAUUCAUCGUGCCUCUGGCUCCUACCCCUCCCCGCCAUCUUCCACUAUCCCAAAUCCUCUGUUCUUACUGACCAUUUACAUAUUUUAUAACAUUUUGUUUUUCAUGUACGAUAGAUCAAUUGACAUCACAAAAUCUUUUUUAGAAAAACUGACGUAUGCAUUAUUGCUGAUUAACAAAUAUUAACUCUACCUCCUCUCAAUUUUAUCAAUCAAGAUUUUUAAUAAUUAAUUUUUUGAGUCUUAAGCGUAUUGCGAUAAAACGAGACAAUCAAACAAAAUAUGUGACAAAUCUACAAAAACAACGAAUGAGUGCCUAAGAGAGUUGAGUACUUUUGUAUAAAUAGUAUGAGACCUGUUGUAACACCGAAAUAAUAGAAUUCUAUUAUUAAACAAAAAAUUAA